Molecule: messenger RNA, 1543 nt
Organism: Sturnus vulgaris (Common starling)
Lineage: Eukaryota; Metazoa; Chordata; Aves; Passeriformes; Sturnidae
Gene: MRM1
Product: mitochondrial rRNA methyltransferase 1
Biological process (GO): rRNA methylation
Cellular component (GO): mitochondrion
Molecular function (GO): RNA binding; rRNA (guanine) methyltransferase activity
Source: RefSeq, a predicted model, not a curated record
AUGGAGCGGGCGCUGCUGCCCCGCCUGUGCCGCCGGGCCGUGCGGUUGUACCGGGCAGGGCUCCGGUUCCGAUCCAGCCGCGGGGCUGAGCAAGGAGAGCCCCGAGGCCGCGAUCCCCCCGCAUCCCUCCCGGGGUCUCGGACCGGGCAGGAGCUGUGGCGGGCACAGCAGGACUUAGCACGGGCUGGCAAGGGGAAACAGCGAAACGCGCCGUCCCUGGAGAGGACUAAAGGCUCGGAGAUCCUGUUCGGGGUAGCCCCGGUGUGGCUGGCGCUGGCCCAGGCGCGCAGGGCCCUGUUCCGCCUCUUUCUGAAGGAGCAGCGCGGCGGCGGCGGCCCCGGGCGGCCCGUGAGGGCCGAGCUCGGCCUGCAGGCCGCGGCCCGCGGGGUGCCGGUGCUGCACGUCCCGGGCCGGGCUCUGGACGUGCUGUGCCGGGGCCGGCCCCACCAGGGAGUGUGUCUGGAAGCCUCCCCGCUGCCCUUCAGGAGCCUGCGGGACGCUGAGGAGCCGCAGCCGGGGCAUGGAGAGAGCGGGAGGCGGCAGCGGCUGUGGCUGGUGCUGGAGCACAUCCAGGAUCCCAUGAACCUGGGGGCUCUGCUGCGCGCCGCCUAUUUCCUGGGGGUGGACAGAGUGGUGGCGACCCACAGCAACAGCUGCCCCUUGACUCCCAUAGUGAGCAAAGCCAGUGCUGGAGCCAUGGAGGUCUUUGAUGUGUACAGCACAGAUGACCUGCAGGGCUUUUUGAAGGCUAAAAGUGCAGAAGGCUGGGAAGUGGUGGGAACAGUCAGCAGGUCUGAGAAUGUGGAAGAUGUUCCUGUCAUCAGCUGCUCAGAAUUCCACUGGGACAAACCCCUCAUUGUAGUGAUAGGGAGUGAAGGGGAAGGACUGUCCCUGGAGACUCAGCUGCAGUGCCAGAGGAUGCUGGCCAUCCCCCCCGGCAGGGCCCUGCACCCCGGCAUCGACUCCCUCAACGUGUCUGUGGCUGCAGGUAUCCUCCUGCACUCCAUCUGCAGCCAGAGACGGAGGCAUGGAGAUUGAAAUCCUCUUUAUUUGGUGGAGGAAGCUGCUCAGUGUGGGUAUGGAAAUGCACUUCCCAGGGUCUCCACCAUCACUGUGUGUUCCAGAGAGAUCCUCAGUGACCUGAGCUGCAUUUUGGCUGCUGCAGAAGCCACCAGAUCCCUGACUUAACACCAAAGGCAGACACCUGAUGUCGUAGGUAACCCCUGGGAGGAGCUGACAGGUCUGGGAACAGCCAGUUCUGGCUGAAAACACUCAGAGAUGGCUGCCAGCACUGUGCUUGUGCACAGGGGACUUUGUGCAUCACUCAGACCGUGGGGACAACUUGGGCUGUGGGUCAGAGUGGCACUGGAAGUGCCCUGGGCGGCAGCUGGGAGUGCCAGCUGUGCUUGGGAACCACUGAAGCUGCUUUUCCUGUGUUUGGUUGUAAACCAGGUGUGCAGCCCUGCCAAGGGCUGGCAAACAGCUGGAGUGGGGGGGAACCCGUGGAAAUAAAGCUUUUGUAAAGAUUGUUUGUAGAGUCAAA